UCAAUUUCCAAAUGUCUGUGUACAGUUUACCAGAGUUACUUCCUAUCUUCCUACACAUUUAGACACUUUGCAUAGUUGAGGAUUAAAGUGCACGUAUAUGUGUGUGUGUGUGUGUGUGUGUGUGUGUGUUAGCAGGGCCUGCCACAGGAAGUGAGGGUCUAAGCAAGUGGUUCCGAGUGUGUCAGUAGUGAAAGAAAAAUGAUUGAGAUGUGGUUUGAGACAUCAAAUGAAGUUGCAAGGUUGUGAUGUUUACUUACAAGCAUGUUUCUAAAUGUAGUCAGGUGAUGGUUUUUGAGAAUAAUACUUAUGUACUACUAGUAGGACAAUGCAUUUAGAAUUUCAUAAAUUAGUUAUACUGCUCAGGGAAAUCCUCUACAAGAACAACAAUAACAAAAUAACUACAGUGAUACAUUUCUUCAAGAUUCUGAAAGCUGUUGUUUAAAAAAACAGCAUUGAAGGUUGUUUCCAACAUGACUCACUAAAUUAUGAUUGUAACUGAAAAGAUCAGCUUAAAGGGCAAGAAAGUCCUCUGUAACGUUUCUGAAUUCCCUCACAGUUUCAUUGUUUAGUCCCCUCAUCUAGUACAAAAUGUUCAGUGUAGUACAUUUGGGCUUCAGUCUGCAUGGCGUGGAGGAACAUUGUGUUCAUUAAAAAGGAAAAGCGUAUGGCACCGUCUUCUUUUUCCAGCUUACUGAAGAUUCAUGAGAUUUUGUUUUAUAUCACAAGAAACUAGAACUAGGACUUAAAAGAUGGGGUUUCAAAUACAUCAAAGACUACAAUAUGAAUAGCUGUGUGAACACGUCAUACAACGAAUCGUUAGAAUACAUUGACAUGUAUGACGACGGCUUUGCAUUCUGUGACCAGGAUGACAAUCCAUACUUCCACAGCGGAUCGACGGUCAUGCUGGUUCUUUACUAUGUGUUAUUUUCUUUGGGUGUGCUGGGUAACUGCACCGUUCUGUGGGUUCUCCAACGGUACAUAAAGCUGAGAACCAUGACAGAUGUUUUCAUCCUCAACCUGGUCCUGUCUGAUCUUUUGCUGGCUGUGUCCCUUCCUCUGUGGGCCUACAGUUCCCACAGCAUCCCAUCAUGCAAAAUGAUAACAGGAGUUUAUCAGGUAGGUUUCUUCAGUGGGACCUUGUUUGUGACCCUGAUGAGCGUGGACCGCUACUUCGCCAUCGUCCACGCUGUUGCAGCACUGCAAGCCAGGACUCUUCGCUAUGGAAUUGUGGCCAGCAUUAUCAUCUGGGAAAUAACUAUAAUCAUGGCAGUCCCUCAGGUAAUAUUCGCCUCCUUGGGGACAGUUGCAGGUGACAACGCUAACCAACAAUGUGAGCUUUUUUACCCAGAAGAAACAGAGAUGUUUUGGAAAAAGUUGCGGAACUUCACUGAGAACACUGUGGGACUUUUUGUGUGCUUUCCCAUCAUGAUUUACUGCUACGUGAAAAUCCUGAUUGUGCUGUCCAAAUCCAGGAACUCCAAAAGGCACAAAGCUGUAAAGCUGAUUUUAACUGUGGUGUGUGUGUUCAUGGUAUGCUGGAUCCCUUAUAAUAUCAUUGUUUUCUUAACGACUCUGCAGCUGUUUAAUAUCCUGAACACUUGUGAAGCCUCACAGGCCAUCAACAUGGCCAUGGGCUUUGCUGAAAUUAUUGCACUGUCUCACUGCUGUGUAAAUCCAGUGAUUUAUGCAUUGAUAGGGGAGAAAUUUAAGAAGUCACUGGGCAAGGUGCUGAUGAAAUACUUCCGCUUUCAUUACCAAAGUAGAGACACCACAGAAAAUGAGACUUCCAACACACCUGUAAGAUCAGAUCAGUGAAAGGGGACUGUCUUUGCGUCAGAGGGUGCAUUUGCAGUGCUGUGGGUUUUUUUUUCUUGUUUUUUGUCAUUGUAACUGAGAUGAUAAUAUGUGUGCGCACGUGGAAGUGAGUAUAGGUUGGUGGUGUUGAUGGUGGAGGUGUUGUACAUGUGGUUUAUGUGCAUGUGCUUGCAAGAGAAAAUGGUACCCAGAUUAUUUGACAUAAGUGAAUGAUACAUUUAAAGUGCAUAGAAUAAAACAAGUGUAUAAAACAUUUAUUAUUGAGAAUAUAUAUUUCUAACUUGUAAAUUCAUGUUGUUUGUUUGUGAAGUACAAUAAAAAAAAUUACAGAAGCUUUCUUUGCUUUCUCGGUUUGAUAAGUUUUAGGAGAAAAAUUGAAUGAUCUCUAAACUCUUUUGUGAAUAAAUGUGUUUAUUACUAUGCAAAUAUACAAAAUAAUCUGUCACUUCAGAACAGUCUUCAAACUUAAGUAGCAUUGGUGGAAUAUGCAGUAAGGUAUAAAUGUGCACAAUUAAUGAGCAACUGUUUGCAGAAUUAUUAGAUUAACAAGUCCAAACAGAAUUUUUUUCAGAGAAAGUUUAACAAAUAAUUUGCAAAAAAUGGAAAUAACAUUUUUCAAAGACAUUCACUGACAGAUACAUGAAACUUUCUUCUGAGUAUUCACCAUGUGAGGUGGCUGUGGUGGGGGCUUUCGGGGUUCGGGUUGUUCAAGCCAGCCUUUUACAUGGAUCCACUGCUUCUAUUCCCCACAUCACACUUGUUUGUUAAUGCAUCACAUACCAGCUGAACACAUAAUAGUCACAAGGUUAAGUAAGACAUGUGGUUGGUGCCCACACUGCAUUCUUAAUGUUUCUUUUAAUGCAUUUAAAUUAGACAAAUACACACUUACCACCUAGUUUAGUAAUAGAAAAUGGGAAAGAAAUGGAAAAAGAAAAGGAAAACCUUAAAAUCACCCACCCAUAUGCUGAAGUAGCAGAAUUGAGCUGUUUGGAUGUGUAUUUAUAGAUUUGUUCUCACUUUUUCCUUCAGUAAGUUAUUUUUUUGUUUGUUUGUUUGUUUUUUCUUUACUUUUAUUAGUUGUUUUCUCUCUUGUCAUUGUUGGGUGUUAUCUUUAAAAAAAAAAAAAAAAAAGAAAGAAUAAAAAAGACUCACUAUGAA
This is a messenger RNA of Melanotaenia boesemani (Boeseman's rainbowfish), 2973 nucleotides long. Its product is annotated as C-C chemokine receptor type 8-like. Lineage: Eukaryota; Metazoa; Chordata; Actinopteri; Atheriniformes; Melanotaeniidae. Gene Ontology annotation, molecular function: chemokine receptor activity. Gene Ontology annotation, cellular component: membrane. Bases 781 to 1815 code for a protein of 344 amino acids. The record is from RefSeq and is a predicted model, not a curated record. Gene Ontology annotation, biological process: immune response; chemotaxis; G protein-coupled receptor signaling pathway. The transcript has 5 exons.